Molecule: messenger RNA, 1386 nt
Organism: Colletotrichum orchidophilum
Lineage: Eukaryota; Fungi; Ascomycota; Sordariomycetes; Glomerellales; Glomerellaceae
Exons: 1
Coding region: 1-1386 (461 amino acids)
Molecular function (GO): UDP-glycosyltransferase activity
Source: RefSeq, a predicted model, not a curated record
AUGACGGCAAACAAAGCAAGAGUCACUGAGGGUGGCUCAGGAGGCAGCCCUCUCAUUCUCAUUGUGGCCUACCCUGGAGAAGGUCACACCAAUCCCCUGCUGACAAUUGCAGCAUUCCUCGCGAAGAAGGGUUACGAAGUUGCAUUCCUCACGACUGAAGACUUCCGCAGCAAAGUCGAAGACGCCGGCGCCGAGUGGGUUCAUACCGAUAACCCUAUAACCAGCGAAACUUACCAAGCCCUUCGCGAUGCAGCUUCAUUGCCAAUUGGUCCCGAGCGUUUCGCUGCACAAAUCAAAGCUGUUUUCUUCGAUACCCUUCCUCUGCGAACACGGAAGAUGGAGGAGGCCUUGACCGACUUGAAAGCACGCGACCCAGGCCGCCAGAUCAUUGUCAUUGAAGAUGUCUUCAACUGGUCAAUCUUUCCCUUCAGAUACGGCCGUCCUUUGCCUCAAGGCUUUGAUACUGUCCCCAAGUCAAUCGGUAUCGGUGUUGCAGCAUUUAUCAUGGAAAGUCGGGACACUGCACCAGUCACACUCGGCUUGCCUCCCGAUUCCACCGGAUCCGGUCGUCAGCGUAACGCGGUGCUCCAGCAGCUGGUUGCAAAAGGUCCAAUGAAGCCAUCGAUUGAUGCAUGGCAACAGGCUAUGAGACUCACAGGAUGUACGACUAUUCUGGAGACAAACAUGUUUCGGUCAUGCUAUACAGCGCAUGACUUUGCACUGCAACUAUGCUCUCCCAGCCUUGAAUACGAACUUUCUGACUUGCCACCGUCUGUGGAGUUCAUAGGCGUCUUGCCUCGGAAGCCUACUGCAACGACCUUUCAGUACCCUCCUUGGUGGCCAGAGGUUGAAAGGAAUCAUAAAGACAACAAGUAUCGACAUGUGAUCUUCGUCUCCCAGGGCACUAUCAACAUGAAUCAUUCCGAGCUUGUUCUUCCAACUAUCGAAGCCUUCUCCAAAAUUGAGGAUACACUCGUUGUUGCAGCUCUGGGGGUUCGUGGCGCUCAACUCCCCCAUGGUUUCGUCGUUCCCUCAAACGCUAGGGUCGUGGAUUACAUGCCUUACGACACUAUCCUCGAGUACACCGAUGUCUUCAUCUCCAACGGCGGAUAUGGCGCUCUGACACAUGCUGUCAGAAACGGUGUCCCCAUUGUUCUGGCGGGAGAAAGCGAGGAGAAGAUGGAAGUUACCAUGCGUGCGGUUUACGCUGGCCUGGCAGUCAGCCUGGCAACGCAAAGGCCUUCGGCAGCGCAGGUCAGACUUGGCGUUGAACAAAUCUUUCAAGAUACCAGAUUCAAAAAGGCAGCAAUGAAGCUCAAGCAUGAGAAUGAAGACAUGGAUGCAUUGGCAGCGGUGGAAGCCAAGAUUCGGGUACUCACAUUGUAG